AUGGAACAAAAUAAUACAAUAUUAGAUCAGAUUAAACAACACCUAUAAAACAAAGACUAUUUGACUUUUAAGUCAUAAAUAAAUAUAAUCAAAAGGUAUUACUAAAAGGAAAAAGAAAAUUAAAUAUGUAUACAUUAAAUAAUUAUAAUAGAAAAACAAAUAAUAUAAUUAAAUAAUAUUCUUGAGACAUUAAAAAAUAUGGUAAUAGAGUUAACUAAAAAUGGUGAUUAUAUUAAUUAAAAUCAAAUUAAAAUUUAACAAAUUAUUGUUGAAAAUGAAGAUAAAAAGUAAUAGAACAUUAAAGAAGCUGAAAGAUUAUUAAAUGAAGGUAUGACGAAUUGAAUUAUAAAUUAGGAGUUGCAUUAUAUAAUUUGAAUAAAUAUUAAGAUGCCAUUGAAUGUUAUGACAAAGCUAUUUCCAUUAAUCCUAACGAUGAUAUUACGUGGACUAAUAAAGGUAUAGUAUAAUUAUUAAGCAUUAUUAUUUAGGAUUUGCAUUAAAUAAUUUGAAUAAAUAUAAAGAUGCCAUUGAAAGUUUUGACAAAGCUAUUUCCAUUAAUCCUAAAGAUGAUAUUACGUGGACUAAUAAAGGUAUAGUAUAAUUAUUAAGCAUUAUUAUUUAGGAUUGGCCUUAAAUAAUUUGAAUAAAUAUUAAGAUGCCAUUGAAUGCUAUGACGAAGCUAUUUCCAUUAAUCCUAAGUAUGAUAAGGCGUGGAGUAAUAAAGGUAUAUUAUAUUAUAAUUCAGGUUUUGCACUACAUAAAUUAUAGAAAUAUACUGAUGCAAUUUCAUGUUAUGAUUAAGCUCUUUCUAUUAACAUCAAUCAUCAAAGAUUAAAACUAAAAGGUAAAUCAAACUUUAAUUGAUAUUUAGCUGAUUCACUAUUUGAAUUAGGGAAGAAACCAGAAGCUAAACAAUUUUAUGAGGCUUCAUUAGAACAAGGAUCUAAUGAUAAGAUUUAUAUUUAGAAAUAACUAUCAAAGUUAUGA
Messenger RNA from Paramecium primaurelia, 987 nucleotides. The record is from the annotation of a GenBank genome assembly. Lineage: Eukaryota; Ciliophora; Oligohymenophorea; Peniculida; Parameciidae.